This is a messenger RNA of Penicilliopsis zonata CBS 506.65, 723 nucleotides long. RefSeq lists its product as hypothetical. The transcript is spliced from 2 exons. NCBI's taxonomy places the organism in Eukaryota, Fungi, Ascomycota, Eurotiomycetes, Eurotiales, Aspergillaceae. The record is from RefSeq and is a predicted model, not a curated record. The coding region runs from base 1 to 723 and encodes 240 amino acids. Gene Ontology annotation, cellular component: nucleus; cytoplasm.
AUGAUACAUGGGUACACAGAGACCGGGGAAUCGUUCCGCGCCGACAUCCAGGCCUUGGAGCAAGCCCUGCAGGACGCAUUCCCCGCGGCGCCUGCCCCGGGCUUCCACCCCGACUACCCCGGGGGCGUGGAACUAGUGUUUCCAACGGGGACCUGGCGCCUCAAACCGACCGACUGGGCGCGGUAUAUCCCCGGGACGGAUCCCGGGUACGGCUGGUUUUACAAAGUCCCGGACGACGACGAGUUCCCGGGGCUGCUUGACGGGCUGGACAAGCUGGGGAAGACCAUGCGCGACGACGGGCCCUUUGCAGGAGUCAUCGGGUUUUCCCAGGGGGGAUUCUUGGCCGGCCUGAUCACCAGCCUGCUCGAACCCGGCCGCGAGCAGAUCUUUGCCACAGAGACAGAAGAGAGCGGAGGCAUUCCCUUUCCAGAAUCCUUCAAGGGUGUUCCCCCGAUCAAGUUUUCCAUCACCUGCUGCGGAUUUGCGGGACUGAGUCCUCGCUACAAGGCUUUUUACUCCCCCAAGAUCGCGGGGCCGAUGCUCCAUGUUAACGGCCAGUUUGACGAUAUCGUGUUUGACAAGAGGAGCCGCACGUUGAUCGAUGCCACGACUGGGUCGGAGGAGGAAAAGGUUCUGGUGCACCCGGGGAAACACACAGUACCCACGUCCAAGCUGUAUACUGAUGCGAUGAUCAUGUUUAUCAGAGCUCAUCUCUCCAGCUAG